AUGGCGGUUUCGACCAGCUCUUCGCCUCCUCCGGCCAUUCUUCAGGCCGCAGAUCGCCGCCGUGCGGUCUCCCCUUCCUCCUCCGGUUCCGUAACUAAGUUGGCCGACGACGAAACAGACACUAAGACGCUGCUCUCCAGGGACGCCAAUUUGGUUUCUGCACAGCAUCACCACCACCAACAGCAACCGCGUCGACGUACGGUGGCAAAGCUGAGACGGCCUCAGAGGCAGAAGUCCUUCCGUCAAGACAUCGGCCACGCAGCCUGCGAAACUUACCUCGUCACUCGACUCGCAAUCAAGCUUCUCCGAUACCUCGGGCUAGGUUAUCGAUGGAUCACGAGAUUAGCCGCUCUUGCCCUUUAUGCAAUGCUUCUAAUGCCUGGCUUCCUUCAAGUUGCAUAUUACUACUAUUUUUCAAGCCAGGUGAGGCGUAGCGUCACAUAUGGUGACCAACCCAGAAACCGGUUGGAUCUACAUUUUCCUGCAAACAUUGAUGAACCAAAGCCAGUGGUCAUUUUCGUAACUGGUGGUGCUUGGAUUAUAGGUUACAAAGCAUGGGGUGCAUUUCUUGGGAAGCAGUUGGCAGAGAGAGACAUCAUUGUUGCAUGCAUCGAUUACAGGAAUUUUCCCCAGGGAACGAUCGGUGAUAUGGUAACAGAUGCGUCUGAAGGAAUCUCAUUUAUCUGCAGCAACAUCUCUGCAUAUGGAGGUGACCCUGACAGGAUCUAUCUAAUGGGGCAAUCUGCUGGUGCGCAUAUUUCUUCAUGUGCUCUCUUGGACCAGGCUUUUAAGGAGGCAAAGGGAGAGAAGGGCACAUGCUGGAGUGUCUCCCAAAUAAAAGCCUAUUUUGGUUUAUCUGGAGGGUACAACCUAUUAAAGUUGGUUGACCAUUUCCACAACCGUGGUCUGUAUCGCUCCCUUUUCUUAAGCAUAAUGGAAGGCGAGGAAUCAUUGCCUAAAUUUUCGCCUGAAGUUAGACUAAAAGAUCCAAGUGCCAAAGCUGCCGUUUGUCAUUUGCCACCCAUCGUCCUUUUUCAUGGAACUGCGGACAGAUCAAUGCCACCAUGCGCGAGUGAGGAUUUUGUAGAUGCUCUUCAAAGCUUAGGGGCUAAGGCGGAGCUUGUUCUGUACAAAGGAAAAACUCAUACUGACUUGUUUCUGCAGGAUCCUUUGAGAGGUGGCAAAGACGACUUGUUCGAACACAUAGUGGCCGCAAUACACGCUGGGGAUGCAGAAGCUCUUGCCAAAGAUGCCAAGGCACCUGCAAGGAGACGGCUGGUUCCAGAGGUUUUGUUAAGGUUGGCUGGGCACAUCAGCCCAUUUUAG
Molecule: messenger RNA, 1326 nt
Organism: Linum trigynum
Lineage: Eukaryota; Viridiplantae; Streptophyta; Magnoliopsida; Malpighiales; Linaceae
Source: the annotation of a GenBank genome assembly